AUGACGAUCACCGCCCAGGAACUCCCCUCCCUGCUCCAGGAUGACACGUGCGUCAAGGUCGCUGGCAUCGACGUCGACGGCAUCCUCCGCGGCAAGCUCAUGUCCAAGAAGAAGUUUCUCUCCAUUGCGGAAGCGGGCUUUGGGUUCUGCUCCGUCAUAUUUGGCUGGGACAUGCACGACCAGACGUACCUCAAGGAGCUGGGCAUCUCCAACGCCCAGAACGGGUACAGGGACAUUCUCGCGAUCCCCGACCUGGACAGCUUCCGCAGGAUACCAUGGGAGGACAACGUCCCGUUCUUCCUCGUAACCUUCCACGACCCCGACACCCAGAAGCCGCUGUACGCCUGUCCCAGGGGAAUGCUGAGGAUGCAGCUGGACAAGCUGAAGGACAAGGGCUACGGUGCCAUGGCGGGGGCUGAGUAUGAGUUCUACCAAUUCCGCACACCCGACUCGGGUGCCUCGCCGGCCGCUUUCCUCCAGAACAACCCGCCGCACCAGCUGCCCUCCUUGACAGAGGGUAUGUUCGGCUACUCCCUCACCCGCCCGGUCCACAACAAGGACUACUUUUACGACAUUUUCAACACGUGCCAAAAGUUCCACUGCGACAUUGAGGGGUGGCACACCGAGUCGGGCCCCGGCGUCUUCGAGGCAGCGCUGGAGUUUGGCGAGAUUGCGAGCAUGGCCGACAGGGCGGGCUUGUUCAAGUACGUGGUCAAGAGCGUCGGGACACAGCACGGCAUCACGCCCUGCUUCAUGGCCAAGCCCAAGGCGGGUCUCCCCGGCAACAGCGGCCACAUGCACGUCUCCAUUGUCGAUGGCGACGGCAAGAACCUGCUGGCGCGCGACACGAAAGACGAGAAUCCGCAGUGGAAGGACAUUGCCCACCUCUCCGAUCUUGGUCGGCACUUCUUGGCCGGUAUCCUCACCGGGCUGCCUGACAUCAUGCCGCUGCUCGCCCCGACCAUUAACUCGUACAAGCGCCUCGUCGAGAACUUCUGGGCCCCCGUGACCGUCUCGUGGGGCCUCGAGCACCGCGCCGCUUCCAUCCGUCUCAUCGCACCUCCCACGUCCAAGCCAGGCGCCACGCGCUUCGAGGUCCGCGUGCCCGGCGCUGACACCAACGCCCACUUUGUCCUGGCCGCCAUCCUCGGACUUGGGUGGCGCGGCGUGGAGCACAAGCUAGAGAUCCCCUGCCCGCCACUCGCUGCCGACCAAGAUGUCGGUGGUGUCAGCGACCAGGGUGAGCGGUUGGCCAAGAGCCUGAAGGAGGCCACGGCGCGCUUCAUGCGCAAGGAGAGCGUGGCGCGUGAGGUCUUUGGUGAUGAUUUCGUCGACCACUUUGGUGGCACGCGUGAGAACGAGGUGCGCCUCUUUGACGAGGCGGUGACAGAUUGGGAGAUGAAACGGUACAUUGAGGCGGUAUGA
This is a messenger RNA of Emericellopsis cladophorae, 1425 nucleotides long. Its product is annotated as glutamine synthetase. The transcript has 2 exons. Gene Ontology annotation, molecular function: glutamine synthetase activity. Bases 1 to 1425 code for a protein of 474 amino acids. Lineage: Eukaryota; Fungi; Ascomycota; Sordariomycetes; Hypocreales; Bionectriaceae. The record is from RefSeq and is a predicted model, not a curated record.